This is a messenger RNA of Dentiscutata erythropus, 435 nucleotides long. The record is from the annotation of a GenBank genome assembly. NCBI's taxonomy places the organism in Eukaryota, Fungi, Glomeromycota, Glomeromycetes, Diversisporales, Gigasporaceae.
AUGUCAAAUAACAUCUCAGGGUUUUCAUCUUCGAAACCAUAUCUUCGCACUUAUAAUGAAAGACAAGAAGAAUUCAUGAUAUUAACUAACUUUUCUUUUACGAACUUUAAUAUUGAUGAUCUGAACAUUGACAAUUAUUUUGACUUCUAUAAUGGAGCUCUCACCAAUCCUUUUAACAAUAAUCAGACAAUUAAUAAAUUCACACAAUUAAUACAAAAGCAGCACGGUGUUGACCGGGAAGUUAUGCAAUAUAAGCACCAAGAUGAUGAGAAAUAUGAAUGUAGUGAUGAAAAUAAUGAUCUUGUAAUUCAAUUUGGUGCUACUUUCUCUAAUUGGAAUUCUCUAGAAAAUGCAUUGAAAGGUAAUCAAUAUGAAAAUGAUGUAGCAGAUAUGGUUAAGUGGCUAAUGAAGCAACAAGAGCAAGAGCCAAGAUAG